Messenger RNA from Coccomyxa subellipsoidea C-169, 757 nucleotides. RefSeq lists its product as hypothetical. The transcript is spliced from 5 exons. Lineage: Eukaryota; Viridiplantae; Chlorophyta; Trebouxiophyceae; Coccomyxaceae. The record is from RefSeq and is a predicted model, not a curated record. The coding region runs from base 481 to 645 and encodes 54 amino acids.
GCAAGUGGCGUCCUGGGAAUUGUCUGUGCAGCUGUUGGUUGAGCAGCCGCAGUCAUCGCAGCUCAGUCGGAAAUCACACUUGGCGGCAGAAUGGAGGGGAGUGUAUCCUCGGUCAUCUUUCUGGUUCACAUCUGCCCCGGCUCUCACCAGAUCUGCAACCAGCCCGUGCCUGAACACAAUAUUUGUCACCACUACUGCUAUCAAAUUGUCCUGCCUGUUGCCAUCAUAGGAUUCAAAGUGCAACACAGUAUACUUGUCCAGGCCGCCGUAGGGAAAUGGUAUCUUUGGAUCCGCCCCAGCUGCUAACAGGGCCAGGACUGUGUCUCGAAAGUUUGGCGAGCAGGGAUGCCAGUAGACUGUGAAACUGUCAAAAGCUGCGUGAAGGGCUGUCUCUUUGGCUUUGUCCAAAGCAUCAACUUCCAUGCCCGCAACGCCUGUCAGGUACUUGACGCUUGCGCUCUGCCAAGCCACAGCUGCAGUAUGGAGGACAGACAGGCAAUCGCCUUCGUGAUUGCCAAAAGCAGCGUAAUUACUGCACCACCCAGGUGGAUUGUCCCCUUGGCACUCUGUCGGCUGGCCUUCGUAGCACUUAGAAAGCUCAUCGAGAUACGUGUACGGUUUGGUGGCCCGUAUAUGCUCCACUAGCUUUGACAGCUCCUGGACAUCGCCCGUCGCAGAUGCGUUAUGCAGCUGUGCAGUCAGGUCCUGCGAAGUCACACUUGGUGCCAGCAAACACAGCACACACAGAGUAAUUAGC